Molecule: messenger RNA, 3990 nt
Organism: Cladophialophora immunda
Lineage: Eukaryota; Fungi; Ascomycota; Eurotiomycetes; Chaetothyriales; Herpotrichiellaceae
Exons: 4
Coding region: 744-3221 (825 amino acids)
Biological process (GO): carbohydrate metabolic process; peptidoglycan turnover
Molecular function (GO): acyltransferase activity, transferring groups other than amino-acyl groups; hydrolase activity, hydrolyzing O-glycosyl compounds
Source: RefSeq, a predicted model, not a curated record
CUCAUCUCCCCCAACCACCACCAUUACAUUCUCCUCCGCCCAGGACGCGACGUUGCGACACUUCCCAUCUCAAAAUGCAACAUCACCUUUGUCCGCUCCCACGUUUCCCAGUGCUUCACCCACAGCUUCUCUGAUGCCACGCGCACCUCGUCAUCCGCGGCUUUUCACUGGUCCGUGCUCGUCUUUGUGCCUGUGUCGAGGUCUGGUCUGCCAGUGCUCGGCUCCUGACACCGACUCCUGACCCGACCCCCCCGAACUCUCUGCUCCUGCUCCAUUUCCUCUCUUGUCCGGACUGCCCAGCCUGCUCACCUGUCCAUCCAAUCGCGGUGCAUGUGGGGAACUAGUCCCUUCCUCUCAUCAUGGCUGUGGCCACUACCAAUGGGGAUUUGCCCGGCCUGUGGGACGAAUCGAGACAGCUCGGCCAGCUGUUUAUGAUGGGCUUUGAUGGCACCUCCGUCACCGAUCAGGUCAAGGUCUUGAUUGAGAAGUAUCACGUAGGCUCCAUAUUGCUCAAGGCCCAAAACCUCAAAUGUGCCGUCUCCUGUCCUCGUGCGCGCUCGUCUAACUUACUGACACCGUGAUUUUAAACAGCUGCUCAACAGGCGACCCAGCUCGUGCUUGAUCUUCAGACUCUAGCCCGCCAGGCCGGCCAUCCGGUUCCCCUCUUGAUUGCUCUCGAUCAGGAAAAUGGCGGCGUCAAUAGUCUGUACGAUGAGGUCUACAUUCGUCAGUUUCCCAGUGCCAUGGGCUUGGCUGCCACCGGCUCGAAGAAAUUGGCAAAGGAUAUUGCCCGAGCGACAGCUCAAGAGUUGAAUUCGUGUGGGAUCAAUUGGAUCCUCGGCCCAGUGCUGGAUGUCCUGACCAACGCCAGAAAUCAGCCUCUUGGUGUUCGAUCCGUAGGCGAUGAUCCUCAUGAAGUCUCAGCAUAUGGCGUGGAAUGCAUCAAAGGUUACCAAGAAGGUGGAGUUGCGACCUGUGGCAAGCAUUUCCCUUCUUAUGGCAAUCUGGAAUUCUUUGGCGUCCCAGAUGAUGUGCCCACCAUCACAGACUCGUUGGAGAACCUGAGCCAGAGUGCGUUGGUCCCCUUCCGUGCGGCGAUUGCCCAUGGUGUCGAUUCAAUGAUGGUCGGCGGCGUUGCUAUGGCGUCUUCUCAAGUCAAUGUAAUGCACGCCUGUCUUUCGGAGCAGAUCGUUCGAGAUCUGCUGCGGCACGAAAUGCGCUUUGAGGGUGUGGUCGUCUCAGAGUGUCUGGAAAUGGAGGCUCUAAGCCGCAACAUCGGCAUCAGUGGCGGGACAGUCAUGGCCUUCAAGGCCGGCUGUGAUUUGAUCCUGACUUGCCGAACUUUGUCAGUCCAAGAAGACGCCAUCAAUGGCCUAACGGCGGGAUUGGACAACGGCAUGAUUGAAAGAUACCGAGUGCAAGAGUCAGUGCAGAGAAUACUCAACAUGAAGAAAAAGUAUACGUCCUGGGAAAGGGCGUUUGCGCCGGCGGGAAUUGAGAACCUCUCACGAUUGCAGCCCCUUCACACCAGCCUCUCAACUACCGCUUAUAACAAAUCAAUUACCGUGGUUCGAGACCAGAAACAUUAUCUGCCCCUGUCGAGAGUCAUUAAACCCGACGAAGAGCUUCUCCUUCUGACGCCCUUGGUCAAACCAUUACCCGCAUCCGCUCUAUUCCAUCUCUUGCAAAAUGAGGCGUCGACAGUCCCCCAUUUAGGGCGAAGUCCUAGCAUCGAUACGAAUACGUCGAUCAUGAGUGGAGAGCAAGUCUUCCGAGAACUUGGUCGAAUGCUCGCCCGGUAUCGCAACGGCAAAAUCUCUCACACCUCAUAUACUGCAAAUGGAGUGAGACCUCUCCAUGAGAACCUCUUGAACCGGGCUCGGGGAGUCGUGGUCGUUACGGCUGAUGCAGGGCGAAAUAUGUACCAAAAUGCAUUUGCAAAACAUAUCUCCAUGUUGUGCAAGCUGUCGGUCGGAGUGGAUGGCACUCCACGAGAAAAGCCAUGUGUUGUGGUUGCCGUCAGCUCACCCUUCGACUUUGCCUCGGACACAUCGAUCGGAACGUAUAUUUGCACCUAUGAUUUCACCGAGACUGCCCUGCAGGCAUUGGUCCAAGUACUUUAUGGUGAGCUUACCCCGUCGGGAGUGUUGCCGGGCUCAUUUAGCCAGAAGCCUCAGACUAGUCACACCAGACAGCAGUGGCUUGUGGAGAGCUUCAGCGAAGAUCGAGACUCAGCGGCAUUAGACGCGCUUCUUCUUCAAACCCAGAAUGAGCCUUCAGUGCACGCAGCAACGCUGAAAAACGCCCUGAGCAGCACUUUUCUGCUUCGUGAUCCGGAUGUGGAAGAGGCGCAUUUUGUGGUCAGGAAUAGCAGCACAAAAGAGUUGUUUGGGUUUUGCACCACAUAUUAUUUCAAGAACAGCGGCGUCGGGCAUAUCGGCGCCAUCAUUGUGGACCCUGCGCGCCGUCGCUUAUCUAUCGGGCACUCUUUACACGACCGCGCCGUGCGGGCAUUACUUCAGAAGAAAGGUAUCACCAAAUUCCAGCUUGGUGUCAGGUUUCCGCAUGUGUAUCUGGGGAUCCCCAGACUGGACCCAAUGGAAUACAAACGCCUGCGCCAAUGGUUUGCCAAACUCGGGUGGAACGUUUCGCUUUCGACACCCGUGGCCACCAUGCUGAUUCGCGACCUGUCAACAUGGAUAGCUCCUGAAGGACUAGCCCAGGCCCUGACGAAUCCCGAGGUGAAAUAUGAUCUGGUCCACGGAGCCGAGUACACCGAAGUGAUGAUGGAACAUCUCAAAAGAUGUGCGCGGACGGAUGUACGAGGCGUUUAUCAAAUGGCUCUGGGCAACAAAGAAGGCUGCCGCAUCAUUCGAGCCAAAAGGGCUUCUGAUCAGUCCAUUCUAGGAAGCAUUCUGAUGUGCCGAGCCGAGUCGAAGAUCGCCCGCCAUAUUCCGUCGCUGUACAAACAAGUUGGAACGGCGUGCUUGUCAUCCCCAGUUAUCUCGACCCUGUACAGCGACCGUGUCUCACUUUUCCAAGGCCUGGUCCUCCUGGGAAUACGCCAGGUCAAGAAGCAAGGCUUGCGGACACUGCUCCUGGAUUAUACCCGCGAAGACGUUUCAAUGAACGGCCUCAAGGCAUUGGGCUUUACAAUCAGCAACAGUUUCGAAGAGAUCUCGAGCGAUCCGGUUCACUGGACAAUGAUGUCCGCAACAUGAAUGGCAGGAUCGAACAGGACCACACAGUCACGUUUUACAGUAGCAUCGAGGUGCCCCCUACGCACAAUCGCAAGCGAUGCUGAGGCGGCUUAGCCAGGCGCGUCCACCAUUGACAGCGCUUGGCACAAAAGCAAUUGCAACUGCCGUCGCCUAGUCUCACCGCUGCCGCAAGGAUGUCUGAAUCCGGUCGAUGGGUCGAUCAUUCGAUCACAUGUCGGCGACAGGAGAAAAUGAAGUUAAGCGCCGACCCACUCAAUGGCGAUCCUCAUCUUACUCCCCUCCAGCCCUGAGCGGCGAGGCCCUCUCAAAAGUCGGCAGCCGGCCGUUGUCUCUCCACAACUAUACCACAGAGUUGUCUAUCUGCUGAUGCUGUCGUGGGAGCGGACGCCGAGGCUGUCGACUGGAAGCUCGCGUAAUCUCUGCCGCGAUUUGGUAGAAGAUCAGGGGACGCUCAUUGGGCGAAAGCGGACAUUGGAUGGCGCGCACUGGCCUGGGGCAAAUUAGUGCGAAAUGGCCGGAGGGGCUAGCUGCCCUGGAGCAAUACGGAGAGCACGGAGCAGAUCGUAUUAGGAAGAUAGAGUGAGUUUCUGGAAAAGGAAGCCUUAGGGCACAGCAGUUGCUAGACGAAGUCAAUCCCUGACAGGUACACUCUGUGCCAGCGGAAUUUCGGACUGGUUAGUGUCCAUGAUUCCAGCCAAGCGGACUCAGGCUUGCUCGGUGUCUCACACGAUCCACUAAGGCAGGUGGUCGUUUAGAGCGAAAACGUCAU